Messenger RNA from Acanthoscelides obtectus, 3805 nucleotides. The record is from the annotation of a GenBank genome assembly. Lineage: Eukaryota; Metazoa; Arthropoda; Insecta; Coleoptera; Chrysomelidae.
AAGAAAUCGUGUUUUUCUUUGAACUAAAAAAAAUAAUUACCCCUUCUUUCAAUUCAUAAAGGCGAGCCAACAUGUUGCCUUUGGACAGCCAGCGUACUUCUGUAUGGAACUUUGUGAUCAGAAUUGAGAUCCUCGCAAAGUGGGAAUAUUGUUGCUCCUUUGGUGCAUCUCCUGCUCGCACUCUGAAGAUGCCCCAGAAAAAGCUCAAGACAAGAACAACCAAUCAACCAACAAGACUGUCCUCCAAAAGUCGGAGCCUUACCAGAAAGAAGAACCAUCUUUCAUGUCCAAGAUAGCCAGCUGGAUAUUCCCAAAUGCUGCCGAAGACAGGAACGACCUGGUACCUGCAGCUGGUGGGUUUGGAGGGCAGCAGUACCUCCCACCUCCUCCAAAUCAUGGUUACCCAGACAAGGAUUGCAAUCCGUGCAACUUGGAGCCCUGGGUUCCAAUAGUUUCCCAAGGAAGCCAUAAAACUGUUAUCAAUUUUGUGCCACCUAGUGAUUAUCCUAGUCAGAUUUCUAGUAGUUUAGAUUCACUUCAACCUCCUGGGGGUGGUUAUAAGCUUCCUGCUCAGCUGUAUGGACCACCACCCCCACAGUUUAAGCCGAAGCAGCCGGUUGCAGUAGAUUUAGGGAUUGUCGAUUACAUGGUACCUCCUCCAUUAAAAUUUGGAAUUCCUAUGCAACUCUAUGGACCGCCACAAGCAUAUGGGCCUCCGAAACUUGAAUAUGGCCCUCCUAAGCCUCAAUAUGGCCCUCCUAAGCCUCAAUAUGGCCCUCCUAAGCCUCAAUAUGGUCCUCCGAAGCCUCAAUAUGGUCCUCCUAAGCCUCAAUAUGGUCCACCUCCUGCACCACCUAAGCCCCAGUACGGGCCUCCUCCUAAACAGCAAUAUGGUCCUCCCCCUAGACCUCAGUACGGCCCUCCCCAACCUCAUUUCGAACCUGCAACACAGCUCAAUUAUGCUCCUCCAAAGCCACAGUAUGGACCACCUCCAGAGCUUCAAUAUGGCCCUCCUCCGAAACCCCAAUAUGGUCCUCCUCCCCAGCCUCAGUACGGGCCACCGGCUCGUCCACCAAAGCCACAGUAUGGACCUCCAAGAUCAAACUACGGUCCUCCCAAACCCAGCUACGGUCCCCCUCUUCAAACGAACUUUGCACCGCCACCUCCUAACGACUACGGCCCUCCUCCAAAGCCUCAGUAUGGUCCACCACCACAACCUCAACCUGAGUACGGGGCUCCUAUUGGACAUAACGACCUUUCUCCUCCACCAAUCAACCAUAAUGUAAAUAUCCCCACAACUCAUCUACAGCCUGUCCAAGGUGGUGAUAUCCCUCCUGCACAACCAGAAAUUGAAGACCACACAUCAUUCGGAAUUCCUGAAUGGCCAUCAGAUAGCUAUGGGGCACCUGUGACUGGAGAUAAUCUGGAAUAUACCGGCAAUGCAGACGCGCUGCCUUUAGGAAGUGGAGAUACCAACAGUGAGGUUCUUGACAGGCCAAUAGCCCUACCGAAUCUCAGCUCCCGACCAGUAGUGCCUAUCUAUAACUCCAGAGAUUUUAAGCAAGGCGGCUUCUUUUCAAAGAUCUCACAUAGACCCGAUAACGACAACGGAGUAGAGAUCCAAAAAAGUGUCAACGUUGCUGAUUUUGUAGCAUCCAUAGAGCAUCCUAUAAAUGUAGUCCAAAGUCCUAUCGUAGAGGUGUCUGUCAAAGAAGAACGUGGUAUUGAUGAUGAGUAUCAAGAGAGUACAAAUACUAACAUUAGGGAAGAUAAUAAAAACUCCUAUAAUGGAGGACCACCAGUAAACGGUCUUAGCGAAAACAGAGGGGAGAACAUCAAGGACAUCAUUCAACAGAAAGGUGAUCAAGUAAAGCUCAGUGAGCAUCCAAUAGUUGUGGACGAUAUCCAUACAGCCGCAAGCGAUAGAGUCAACAGAACAGUUGAAAACUCAACAACACCUGUUAAACGUACAAAUGAGAAAUAUUUAGCUGUUGCUUCUUUAGACGGCAAUAGUAUAGAACCUCAAAAACCUAAUAACGACGAUAUUGAUAUAAACGCAGAAUUUAUCAAAAAGCUUUUAAUCGAGCAGGGCAUAGUCCAAAAUCCAACACAGCAGGUGCUGGAGAUACAAAAAGUUUCACAAACGCAACGUACUACUAACGCAAAUAACACUUUCACUCCCCCUACAAUUGAUUAUGGCAAGUGGGAGCCGAGCGUGGAUAAGAGCUCAAUACCAACGUCCAUGACCCCACCACCUGCUAACGUUAAGUCUACUUGGUUACAUCCUGUGCAGACUAUUAACGAUGCCAAACCUCUACAAAUCAUUGUACCUUACAUUAAAAAUAGAAACAAUAAUCAGUACAAACCCGACUGGUCUUUGAAGGACAAUCCAAAACUUCCUCCACAACACAAAGAAGUAUACACAACUCUUGUACCAGUGUAUACUCCUCCAGUGUCCACAGAGGAGUCAGUUUGGUCUAAGUUCAUAGAAAGUUUCCAGCUUCCUAAAACCAAGAAGUUCCAAGCAGCAGGGUUCGAAAAACCUACAACGGGCAUCUACAAUGUUAAGGACCUCUUCCCAAAUGACAAAUUGCCUUAUGAAGUGAUAUCGUUGCAGAAGAAUAUCGAUAAAUGGACACACCAAACAUUUUCGAACAGCCCCAAUACUGGAUCUCACACCACUGAUCCAUUACAGACGUCUAAAACUAUACCUGAUGACUAUUUGACAACUGCCAGAAGUCCCAACUUUGAUCACCAAUCUGCUGAAUCUUCCAAGUCAGAGGUUGUGAGUCAAGAUGAGGAUAUAGCUUCUAAUGUUAUACUAGAUACCGAAACGACAACCGCUCAAACUACAACAAGCACCAAAAAAAUUAAAACAGAAACAACGAAUAGUCAAUGGGACAACGCUAGGGUGACGAUGUCACCGCAAACCAAAGAAAAGGUGUACGUUGUCACACCCCAGGCUUACAGCUUGCUUGUACCUACUUCUACUCCCGCUACAGCUUGGAGUAUGGCUCCUAAGGUGGAAAAUGGAACUGUGAACAAUGCAACCUAUGAUACACACAAGUUCACGAUACGGGUCGAGGCGCCAUCUAAGGACGGUAGGAAUUUGAAGAAUUCUGCUGUGAAGGUUGUCUACAGCGAAUGGCCUCAUGUCAUAAACCACCUGCAAACGACUACGCAAAAGCCAACAUCUAGACAUCCUCUAUUUGGCCUGAUGGACGUGUCAGCGUAUACGCCUCCUCUAAACUCAACUGUACAAACAUUUACUGGACAUUCAAGGGUCGUAACAGUUGUGACACCGUCUUCAGUAACUACGAGUAAAACUGAAAUCAAAUCAACUACAAUAAAUUCUACCCCGAAUUCUACAGUGUGAAAAUUAAAAUACUGUACAUAAGACAUAUAUGAUACGUUUGUAUAUGUAUUUCGGAUAUGUAAUAUUUACAUAAAAAGUGCAAUCUGUUCUUGUACAUAUAAGAUAUUAUGUGAGCUGCAGGGUGCUAUGUUAAUGCUUUUGUGACAAGUACUAUAGGCAACUACCAAAAUGGAAGAGAGCAGUAUCAUCAUACGCAUCUUAGAGUCGCGUACGUUAGAUCACAUUACUCUUUUCCAUUUUGGCUGUUGGCUAUAUUACGUAUGUAUAAGCCAGCGAAACAUGUUUUAUAUUUGCCAGUAAAAGUGCAAGUAGUCUGUCAUACUACUACUCAGAAGUAUUAAAAAGUUGUGCGGGUUAUGGACUUUUGUGUAAACAUAUAGUAAAGAAUUUCAUAGCAGCAUGAUAUCACUGUACAUAUUUUAUUAUAGG